Molecule: messenger RNA, 2904 nt
Organism: Labrus bergylta (ballan wrasse)
Lineage: Eukaryota; Metazoa; Chordata; Actinopteri; Labriformes; Labridae
Source: RefSeq, a predicted model, not a curated record
AUGAGUACAGGUUCUGUAUCUAGCAAUAAUUCUGCAUCCAUCGAACAGACAGAGCUGGGGUGGAAGGAAGGACACAUUCUGAAAGGUCUGAAGCGUCUCCAGACAAGCUCAAAAGAGGCAUCCUCCAUUGCACCUGUACCACACUGCAAAGACUGUAUGACCUUUAAUGAGGGCAUAUACUCACUUGGUGUGAAGUGUGGCCAACAAGGAAGCACAGCCAAACAGGUAGCCUCAACAAGUACGCCUGUCAAGUCCGGUAUUGCUGCCCUUGACUCUGAUUAUACAGAGGAAGAUUCACCUAAAUUACAAAGAACUGAAUCCAGUGACCAACCAACAAAUGAACCUCUUGGUUCGGAGAAGAAGUUUGAGAAGUUUGAUAUCCCAAGAGAUGACGACAACAAUUAUCAAGAAGAUCCUGUGAAACUUGCAAGGGAUUCUGGUCUUUUCCCCUCACCUGUCGCUGACAACAUCUUAUUUCUGGAAGGCCCCACAGUCCAACCUGGUGUUAGCCCAACAGAGAGCCUUACAAAUUUGGAGCAAAGAAAGGACUCACUUGAAAAAAACAAGCCUUCUGGGAUGAAGCUAAGUGACAAAAACAAUAACCAGGAAAGGUCUACUGACCGUAAAUCCAGACUUGAUCAUGUCAAAAGACAAGAGGGCAAAUUUGCAGCCAAGCAGGACGAAGCAGGAACAAGUGAUGUGAGUGCUUCUAUUCAGAACUCUGCAACAAGAGCUCUAAUUUGUGUGAGUGCAGCCAGACAGCGCAGCUCCUCCAUGGAGGUUCCUCACUGCAGGGAUCAGGCCAUUCAAGCUGGAGGUGGAAGCCACAACCACACUAUCUCAGAAUCUCCUCAAAGGAAAGCCAAACCUCAGCUUUGUGACUCAGCGAGGAAAGCUUUCAUUCUGCGGAGCAAGAGUGCGGAUGCAGGACAAGAACAACCUAAGCAUACACAUUCUCCUCUGCACCAAAAGCUUAUCAAGGGCCACAGGCCCAAAGGACAGUCAACCCCUCCUGUGCAUAGUGUCUCCAACAAAAGGACCACUCUUACUAAAACCCAUGGAACAAGCAAGGGAGCUUUACCUCAAGUGGAGAAAGAUGAGGACUCUGCUGUAUCAACAAGUUCCAAGUCUCUCAAGAGUGUGCAACAGUGUUCUCCUCUUGCUUCCCCUGUGAAAAAUUCAAAGACAUUUAAACCUCAAGGGAUCAAUGAAUGCUCAAAGAGCCCAACAAAACUACCUUUGCAAAUGACAAGACCUCAAUCGAUCAAUGACUCUGUGGAAGAAGGCAUUUAUGAUAACCUGCCCUGCUCUCCACGAAAACAACGCCGCCAAGACCAGCACUGUGAUGCUUCCCAUCCAGAACUUAGGUCCCCAUCUCCUCCACCACCACCCCCUGGUCGGACUUCUUCUCUGGUUCUUAGACCUGGUUGUGACAGCUCACCCAAAGCACAGAUAUCUGCAGGUCAGGCUCGGAGUUCUACUACUGGGAAGACAUCAUCGAGCACCACCAAGCCACAAUCGAAUCAGCUUUCUGCUGCUUCACAACCUCAACAUUUUAACACAACAAAAGACAAUCUAUAUUCAGCCCCAGGAAUGAGUGCAGAAGGUAUAAAAGAAAUCCCCACCAAGCAGUACCAUACCAACUCAUCCAAGAUACCAACCGUCCCAGUUCAAGAGUCACAAGCUCCAGAGUCAAUCCAGUCAUCUAUGGAAAGAUGUGUGACUUGUCACUAUGAAAAUGGCCCUCCUGUUAUGUUGCCAAGUCAGAACAUUUUACAAAGAUCCCAACAGAGCAUCAGUGAGCCAAAACUUUCAGAAGUCUUGCCUCAGGCGUAUUCUAAUGUUUACUACCAUGGGAUUGCAAAUAAUCCUCAAAGUUCCACCUCAAGAGCUGUAAAAAUGGCUCAUCCAGUAAAUGCAAAAUCUCAUGAAGCUAUCUCUGGGCAAGACACCAACACGUUCUUACUUUUUGGAAGGCAGAACAAAGAUAAUACAAACCCCACUCCAAAAAAUGUCCAGAACUUUCAGACGUUUACAUGUGAUCCCCAGAUGAUGCAUGAGUGUGGAGCCCAUGACAAAGCCCGCAGAAAGAUUGAGACCCGUUGUAACUCACUGGAUUCUGAGCCCCCAGUUCAACCCUUCCCAUCAGACAGUGGUGUGAUGCUGGAUUGGGGAUUUGAUGAAGAGGGAUGGCUGUUUAAACGAUCUGUGUCUGUGUCGACCAGGCCUCCACUUAAGCCAGUGAUGGGCAUGAAUGGAGCUAAGGCUCGUAGUCAGAGCUUUGGUGCUCGCUACAUGGACAGACCAAGCUUCAACAGAUCUGGAAAGGUCCGUACCCAGAUCAAAACACACUCAGGGAGCUCCUUGAACUCUCUUAGCGAUGUCCUACCAGGAAGUAUGAGCUGCUCCAGUAGCUACCAUUGCCCAAUGAAUCGAUCCCUUCUAAACAACUUCUUGAUUGAAGAGGGUCUUGCGGUUCCCCCACAUUUGGGGUCCUCUAGUGAAAGACUUCAAAGUCUUAAACUCCAACGAGAACAAGCUAGGCGUCUUCAGAUCGAGCAACAGUUUUCAAGCGCCUUCGGUGAGCCUGUCUCUGAAGAACCAGAGAGACAAAGUACCAUAACCACGAUCGAAGAGAAAGUGAUGCUGGGCAUAGAGGAGAACUUGCACAAGACUCAGGAACAGGAGAGGACCAUUGAAGUGAAGCAAAAAUCUGGGUCAACUUUAGCAAAUUGGUUUGGUUUUCGUAAGAGUAAGCUUCCAGCUCCAAGCAGCAAAAAGACUGAUCCACCGAAAGUGAAGGAGGAGAAGAGGGAGCAGAAGAUUACAUCACUUCUUGGAGGAAAGCAGACAAAGUCAGACAAAAAGAAAGACAGAAGAAAAAGUGACGGGAAAGACAGGUAA